Messenger RNA from Cylindrotheca closterium, 1035 nucleotides. Lineage: Eukaryota; Bacillariophyta; Bacillariophyceae; Bacillariales; Bacillariaceae. The record is from the annotation of a GenBank genome assembly.
AUGACCUGGGACCAAAGCCAACAUUGUGCAAUCUUGGAGUAUGACCGGGACGUCGAUUUGGACCAGCAAGUGGAGAAGGAUGAUAAUGAGUGGAUUGAGAAGCUCCUCGCGGCAGAGCAGGCUUCUCCGGAAUUUGAGGGCACCAUCACGAUUGACCUGUCGAUGCCAGCUGCCAAGGAUAUGGAUGACAGGGCUACAGUAGGAAUCGCGGCAAAUAUGGCAGCACUAUUGGAGAACAUGAAAGCGGAUGUCAACGGCCUUUGCACGGAAUUAGAGAUUGCGGCGGAAGAACUGGCUCAAGCUAAGGAUGCGGAGGCUGCCAAGGAUGCUUGUAUCCUUGAAUUGGAGGCCAAAAUGGCUGAACAAGCAUCGGUCACAGGAAAGCACAGUUCGUCAAGCCCCUCCUCCAGCAAGGCAACAUCAUUGGCUGACAGUGGGGGCCAAGGUCAAAAUCUACACAACCAAAACACAUCCAGCCAGGUGGCCCACUCCUCGCUGGAUGCUUACUUAAACUCUCUCCCUCCCGGUAACUACUUUGGCGAUGACUCACGCCAGAAGUCUCCUCGCGUUACCCGGGUCCUUUUUCAAAAUGUUCAGGGUCUUCCAUUUCCUAUGACACAUGAGAAACAGAAAGGGCUCUUCAAGUGUUGGACGGAUGAGAGAGUGGGUAUUGCACUGCUGGCUGAAGUUAACCUUCAAUGGUCAGCAGUGCCCAGAGGACACAAGUGGUUUGAUCGGGUCAAGUCCUUCACUAACCAGGGACAUUUCUCUUCAGUAUCUUACUACGAACACCAGGAGUUUCCAACUCCCUCGGCGCAUCAAUGGGGCGGAUGUUCUGCUACAUUACUCCACAAGGUCGCGCGCCGUGCAAAGUCAGGCGGCAAAGAUGAGUCAGGGCUAGGCAGGUUCUCAUGGAUCAAGAUCCGGGGCAGGGACAUCCGACAGCAGGAGUCUCAGACUGAUGGGCCCCCGGCUGGUCCUUUAGAUCUUGUGGUGGUCUCUGCAUAUCAAACAAUGGAAAGCGGAAGGGUGUGA